Messenger RNA from Macrobrachium nipponense, 3712 nucleotides. RefSeq names its product ammonium transporter Rh type B-like (gene Rh50). The transcript is spliced from 10 exons. NCBI's taxonomy places the organism in Eukaryota, Metazoa, Arthropoda, Malacostraca, Decapoda, Palaemonidae. The record is from RefSeq and is a predicted model, not a curated record. Bases 195 to 1664 code for a protein of 489 amino acids. Gene Ontology annotation, cellular component: plasma membrane. Gene Ontology annotation, molecular function: ammonium channel activity. Gene Ontology annotation, biological process: ammonium transmembrane transport; ammonium homeostasis.
GUGUCCGCAACAAAUAUAAACCUGGACGAUUGAUUGUGAAAUUGAAACGAAGCUCUUUUUCGUCGGGAGUUGUCCAGGAAAGAUUCAGAAGAGGAUCUUUCAGUCUUAUCUGUGCCUACGCAAGUAGUUGAAGACAGUACUCACUCGAAACAACUCCACCACCAGGGCCUAACCCCCAAAAAGGAACGACGAAAAUGAAGAUCAGACAUGCGCAUAAACAUGCCUAUUUAUUGGCAAUCCUGCAGAUCGUGUUCUUCGUCAUCUUCUGCAUUUUCGUCAGGUACCACCCGAACGCCGACGCUCGCCAAAAUCCCCAAGGAGAAAAUGCUUCCUCCUACGAGACUAAAAUCGCUAAGUAUAAGGACGACGACGAGAAUGUCCACAAAAGCACCUAUCCCAUGUUCCAAGAUGUGCACGUCAUGAUCUUCAUCGGUUUCGGGUUCCUGAUGACCUUCCUGAAGAAGUACGGCUUCAGCUCCGUCGGGCUGACCUUCCUCAUCGCUUCUCUGUGCCUUCAGUGGGCGAUCAUCGUCAACGGCUUCUUCCACAUGCAUUAUGGCACCAUCAUAGUGGAUUUAGGCGCGUUACUGACGGCGGACUUCACGGCAGCGACGGUCCUCAUCAGUUUUGGAGUCAUCCUAGGAAAGGCGACCCCGACACAGCUCAUCAUCAUGACCAUGAUAGAAAUCCCGUUGUUUGUAAUUAACGAGGUCAUCGGUAGGACGUAUCUGGGAGUCAUCGAUAUGGGAGACUCCAUCUUCGUCCACACCUUCGGAGCCUACUUUGGACUGGCCGUCAGUAUCUUGCUUUAUCGAGAGGACGUUCACGAAUCCACAAAGGAAGGGUCCAGCUACACUUCGGACAUGUUUGCUAUGAUUGGUACCAUUUUCCUGUGGCUCUACUGGCCCUCUUUCAACGGUGGCGCAGCUCCUGGAGAUGACCAGCACAGGGCGGUCAUCAACACUUACAUUUCCUUGAUCUUCUGCUGCGUCACUGCAUUUGCCAUGUCCUCUCUGGUUGACAAGGACAAGAAGUUCAAUAUGGUCCAUAUUCAAAACAGCACAUUAGCUGGUGGUGUUGCUAUUGGAACAACGGCUGAUCUCAUGGUUCAACCAUGGGGCGCUGCUCUAGUUGGCAUGGUUGCAGGAGUAAUCUCAGUCCUUGGCUACACAUAUCUCACUCCUUUAUUGGCCUCCAAACUUCGACUCCAUGACACCUGUGGCGUCCACAACUUGCAUGGUAUGCCAGGCGUUAUAGCAGCCAUUGUAUCUGGGAUUGUCACGGCAACAGCCUCAGAAGCCACAUAUGGUCCAAGCUUGUAUCAGAUCUAUCCAGAGAUGGCCCCUGAAGAAGACACAGAAGAUUUUACUAGAAUUAAACAGUUCAUACCUGACCUUGAGCCUGGUUCAGGUAGAACAGCAAGUACACAAGCAGGACUCCAAAUUUUAGCUCUUGCAAUUACUCUUGGCAUAAGUUUAGUUGGAGGACUAGCAACAGGUUUUGUUCUACGCCUUGAACAGUUUGCAACAUUGAAAACCGAUGAUCUAUUUGAAGACGAAAAGUACUGGUUGAUGGAGGAGGGAGAAGGCGAAGCAGGGGAAGAACACGAGAGAGGUAGUUCUGCUGUCCCCAUGCAUGUGACCACAGACAAUGGAAAUAAAUAAUUCAGGUGUACUGUUACAUGACAGGGAAUUUUUCUUGAGUGAAAUGGUUUCACGUUCAGCACUAUUCUGUAUAUAGCCACUCCAAGGAUAUUAUCUUUUCCUAAAACAUAAGGCUACAAGAUUUAUAACUUCACCCCACCCUGAUGAUACAAAAUCAUGAAAUACUGCUUUUUAAAGAACAGUUUUAUAAAGAGAAAACAUAUUUUGAAGAUGCUGAUACAGUUCUGAUUGAGUAAAAAACAUCAAAUUGUCUUGCUAAGAUUCUCUGUUUUCUUAAUCAGUUAUGCUUGAGAAACCAUUGCUGUGUUAUCUAGAGGUGAUAAAGAUUUAAUUUGAGAUUAUACUAAAUUGUGGGUCAAUACUUUUAGUAUACAGUAUAGUAUUUAUACAGUGCGCGUCUCGUUCUGCAUUUGCAAAAUUGAGCAAUAACAGUAUUUGAGCAUCAUUCUUCAAUCAUUCUAAUACAUAUAUGGGUCAUUGAAACUGGCCUAAUGAAAGAUUAUGAUUAAUUAAAGAGAGGUUUGGUGGGGUUGGGUGGGGGGGGGGAAGAAAACUGGUGGAACAAUGGAAUCUCAUCUAUUUUUAAAGUACAGUAACCAUUUUAUUAUGGCCAUCAUUUCACUGAAUGCAUUGCUCCAGUGAGACAUUUCUCUUAUUUUCUUUUAAUCCAAGGCACCAAGUGACACACCUGUCUUUGCUGGAUAGGGAUUAAUAGGUUUUGGUCUCCUCAAUUUCUUCACCAUUUGGAUUUCAGAGUCCUUGCGAAGCUAAUCACCGAAUGCAGAUGAAGUGGGUAAAUGUAAGGAUUAAGGAUAAACGCUUUUAAAGUCGUCAUCGGGUAAAGUGCCAGUAUUUGUCAUUUCUGAGUGGAAUUUUGUAGUACUAAUAUCUAAAAAGUCUAAGUAAUAACUACAAUCAGUUGCUAAUUUAGCCUAAGUUGAUUUUCUUGCUAAUUUUACCCAAACUAAAAUAACUCCAAUUACAUCUCAUCAGGUGACAAGAAUAGUCAUUACCUCAGUCCUUUACCUUCUGUCUACCUUGUACGUAUAUACAUGAAGAAAUUACACAGAUUGUGUUAUGGACAUUUGAAUCUUUACAUUUUUCUUCUCUUGGAACUCUACUCACUCAGAAACAAGUUUCAUUUGAUAAUCUUAUAAAAACAAUUAAAUCUCCUCAAUGUACAAAUAAUCCUUACAGAAUUUUUAUUUCCACCUAUUAUUUUAGGAAGCAGUUUCUUUCUUCAUACUCUUACCAGUAAAUCAAGACUAAGUUAUUUUUGCCACUAAGACAAAAUUGUACUUUUCUCACUGGCUAAACAAUGGGGUAUGGUACAUAUAUAAUUUACACUGUAAAACAUGCAGAACUACACAGAAGAUAUUGCAAAAAUGUUUCUAGUCAGUGAGACAUUAAAUAGAUAAUGAAACUGACUGAUACAGCUAGAGAUAUUCAUUCUGACUUCAACAUAAUACUCUUCAUAAUCAACCUACUACCCUGUCUCUCUCUUCAUAUUUUCUUCAAGUCUUUCAAAAUCGAUUUUUUUUUUCACAUUAACACGUAGGAUUGUGGGUAUAUGGGUACAAUGUGACUACAAUAUCUGCAAUAGAUGAUUUACAGUAUUUUAUUGUGUGAAUGUUUGGCUAUUUUUGGGACGGUAUUAUUGUUUAUUUUUGUAACUACUUUGUCCAUGUAACCUUUGUAUUUGUACAGAUUUCCAUGUCAACUGGGAGUGUGGUGUCACCAUCAUGUUUCAUUGUGGAUACUGUACUUUUUUUCAUGUAUUGGAGCUUAUUAUAUUGUGGUACCUUUUAAAACAAAUUAGAAAUAAUUCUCUCCAAAACUUUCCAUUCUUUGUAGCUCUAAAGAUAGAAUUGUAUUUUUCAUUACCUUUUAACACUUACUAUUGGAUGAUUUUCAUCCCUUCAAAUUUUUUGAUGAGAGGAAGCAUAAUUUUAUAGACAAUUAAUGUUACAGUCUAGUGUCCUUUCUGUGUUAGUACUUUGUGUUUUGAAUGCAAUUGUAAAAGUUACUUAAUUAAAAAAAAAUCCUGA